Messenger RNA from Papilio machaon (common yellow swallowtail), 409 nucleotides. RefSeq names its product luciferin 4-monooxygenase-like. The transcript is spliced from 3 exons. Lineage: Eukaryota; Metazoa; Arthropoda; Insecta; Lepidoptera; Papilionidae. The coding region runs from base 20 to 409 and encodes 129 amino acids. The record is from RefSeq and is a predicted model, not a curated record. Gene Ontology annotation, biological process: long-chain fatty acid metabolic process; fatty-acyl-CoA biosynthetic process. Gene Ontology annotation, molecular function: long-chain fatty acid-CoA ligase activity.
CAUUUGUCAGGGAUAUGGUAUGACGGAGACUACGUUCGUUGUCACCAUGGACACUCUCUUCACAGAUGGCACGUGCAAACCUGGCAGCGUCGGUAAAGUUUUACCCAAUACAUUAAUAAAGGUACCUCCAGCGGAGAUAGAAGCAGUGCUAUUGCAGCAUGAGGGAGUGCGUGACGUAGGCGUGGUAGGGCUACCGAAUCCUGAGGCCGGCGAGCUGCCCAUCGCCUUCGUAGUACCACAACUUGGAGCCAACCCUACCGAGGCAGAAAUGCAGCAUUUUGUUGCUGAAAGAUUAUCCAAUCCCAAGCAUUUAAGAGGCGGAGUACAUUUCGUGAAAGAAAUACCUAGAACUGCUACCGGCAAGAUACUACGAAAAAAUCUCAGGGAAUUAGCAGUUAAUUUAAAAUAA